AUGGAUGUUGGAAGGGAUCCUGUGGAUGAAGAUGAGUUUGCAAGGAUAUGGGGAUUGAUUGAGGAGGAGAUGGGGAAGCUUGGGACAGGAAUGAACUGCAAUGCAAUUGAGGUGUAUAACUGGGUGUAUGUGGUGUGCACGUCAUGCACAAUGAGGUUCGAAAGCAAGCUGUAUUGGAAGAUAGGCGACUUUAUGUACAUGAAGGCGCGGGAGAUGAGAGCCGAGAUUUUUGGGAGAGAGAACUGGGUACAGGGAUAUAAUGAGAAGUUCCGGCAAUUCAGGGAGAUUAUUUGUGCAAUUGAUGAGAUGUGUGACUUUCUGAAUGAGUGUGUAAGAGAAAGGACGAUUCGGGAUCUUGGGUUUUUGCUGUGGGAGAGAUGUAUUUUGCAGCAGACAAUGAAGUACAAGCACACAACGCUUGGGGCAGAGCUUGUGAAUCGCUGCAAGGCUGAGGAAGUGAGGGAGGCGAUUGAGUCGAUGAGGCUGAUAGUGCCUGACCAGAAGCAGCCGUUGCUGUACUACACGCAGAGAUAUGAGCAGUAUGCAAUACAGAGGAUCAGAAGUAAGUAUGAAGAGGAGGCAAAGCAGCAGGACAUGGAUGCAGAAAGAUACUCGUUCUAUGUGAAUGAGAAGAUAUGCCAUGAAAGGAGCAUGCGAGACAAGAUAUUUUUGGAGGAGUCGUGGCCAAAGGUGGAGAGUGUGCUUGAGGAUGUGUUUUUGAUGAACAAGAAGGAAAGGCUGUUUGAGGAGGUGUAUGGAAUAUUGUGCCAGUACAGGCUUCCUGUUGAAAAGAUUACAAGGAUGGUGAAUGAGGGGACGGAUAGGAAUGGAUCUGGGGCAUCUGGAUCGUGUGAGAAUGAUUUUUAUGAGCUUCAUGGCACGUCUCCUUGUGCUGGCGAGGGAAGCAUGAGGUUUGCCAGGGAUGUUUUUCUGGAGAGGAUGUCUGUAGUGUAUGAGAACCUGAGUGGGCUGAAGUCGGCAUAUGCUGUUUUGAAGGAUGUUCUUGUAAGGUAUGUGCGUGAGAAGUGUGAAGAGAAUGCCAGUGGAUAUGGAGCUGGAGUUGAGCCAUUGUAUACGUUUUACUGUAUGCUAAGGCAUGUGGUUGGUGUUGGGUAUCUUGAGGAUAAGGAGUGCCUACAGGUGCUCAAGCGUGAGCUUUCUGCAGCUUGCUCGAAGCUGAGGCCGAGCCUAGAGGCCAGGCUGCUUGAUUUCUGUGAUUCUAUGGUUGAAGAUCCGCAGAGCGUGUUUGUGUUCCUGAAUAAGAGGUCGGCGGUGAUGCAUAGGGAGGCGGAAGGAGGAGCGAAUGAUAGCAAGGCUAUGAUUGGGGCAAGGAUGGAUACAUACAGCAAGGCUGUGUUUGUGAGGAGAGUGUUUGGGACGCUUUUUAAGAUGGUUGAUGGCAAGCAGGGCUUCUAUGAGAUGUAUCUUGAUAGGCUUGGCAAGCGACUGCUGAACGGGAAGCCGAAUCCUGAGGAGGAAAGAAAGUUGGUGCAGCUGAUGAGGAGGAAGGGCAAUCAUGACUUUGUGAGGAAAGCAGAAGCGAUGAUUGGGGAUGUGGUGAUAUCUAUGAGCUACAACAAGGAUGCAGAGAAGUUUGUGUGGGUGCUUACACAGGCAUACUGGCCAAGCAAUGAGGAUGUUGAGGUAGAGAUUCCAUAUGAGCUUGAGAUGAUCAGGAGGGUGUAUGAUGGCAAGUUUGAGAGGAAGCGGCUGCAGUGGGCAUGGCAGCUUGGAAAAGUGGUUGUUGAGGCGAUGGGACGAGAGGUGGAGAUGAGUAUUUUGCAGUAUGCAGUGUUUGAUCUAUUUAACAGAUACGAAAAGAUAGAUGCGGAGUUGGCGAGGAAGGAGACAAGGUUGAGCAGCAAGGCUGUUAAGAGUGUGAUGGUGUCUUUGAUGAAAGGGGGAUUGGUGUUGAGUAUGGAUGGGGAGUAUAUGCUUGGAAGCAGUGAGGAUAUAGGGAUAAGAAGCAUAUGCGGGCUGUAUUGUAACGAGGCAGAUGAGCCUGACCAUGAGAUUGAUAUGCAUGUGUAUUACCAGUCGCUGAUAUCGAAGAUUUUGAAAGCAAGCAAGCAGAUGGGCAUUGCAAGUCUUGUUGAGGAGGCAAAGAAACUGCAUACGGAAUGCAUUGAGUAUGAUCCGGCGGCUUUUGAAGAAGGAAUACGGACGCUUGAUGAGAAGGGUAUAUUGGAACGGAAUGGCGAAGUAUGUGUUUAUGUUCCUUGA
Messenger RNA from Ordospora pajunii, 2223 nucleotides. RefSeq names its product cullin. Lineage: Eukaryota; Fungi; Microsporidia; Ordosporidae. Gene Ontology annotation, molecular function: ubiquitin protein ligase binding. Bases 1 to 2223 code for a protein of 740 amino acids. Gene Ontology annotation, biological process: protein ubiquitination; ubiquitin-dependent protein catabolic process. Gene Ontology annotation, cellular component: cullin-RING ubiquitin ligase complex. The transcript has a single exon. The record is from RefSeq and is a predicted model, not a curated record.